Messenger RNA from Colletotrichum aenigma, 918 nucleotides. RefSeq names its product Stress protein DDR48 (gene DDR48). The transcript has 2 exons. The coding region runs from base 1 to 918 and encodes 305 amino acids. The record is from RefSeq and is a predicted model, not a curated record. Lineage: Eukaryota; Fungi; Ascomycota; Sordariomycetes; Glomerellales; Glomerellaceae.
AUGUCUUACGGUGGAAACGAUGACUCUUACGGUUCCAGCAGGAACGAGGACAGCUACGGCUCCAACACUGGCUCCGGCUUCGGCUCCUCUCGCAACGACAACGACUCUUACGGCUCCUCCCGCCGUGAUAACGACGACUCGUACGGCUCAUCCGGCCGCAACAACGACUCUUCGUACGGAUCCUCCAAUAACGACUCCUACGGCUCUUCUCGCAAUGAUGACAGCUAUGGCUCAUCUCGUCGCGACAACGACGACAGCUAUGGUUCGUCCGGCCGCAAGAACAACGAGUCCUCUUACGGCUCUUCCAACACCGACUCUUACGAUUCAUCCCGCAAUGAUGACAGCUACGGCUCCUCCCGCAAGGACAACGACUCCUACGGCUCUUCAGGCGUAAAGAGCUCCGCCUUUGGCGAGUCAACCUCCUCCAACCUCGCCGGCGCCGACUCCCUCUCCUACAACCCCUCCGAGAACAAGGGCCGCACCUACGACAACGACAACAGCAACGACAGCUACGGCUCCUCGGGCCGCAAGAACAAUGACUCUUCCUUUGGGUCUUCCAACACAGACUCAUACGGCUCCGGCCGCAACAACGACACCUCGGACUCCUACAGCUCCGGUCGCAACAACAACAGCACAUCCGACUCUUACGGCUCCACGGGCCGCAACGACGAUUCCUACGGAUCGUCAGGCCGUGUCGGUGGCAACGACUCUUACGGAUCCAGCCGCAACGACAACGAUGACAGCUACGGCUCUUCUCGUCGUGACAAUGACGACAGCUACGGCAGCAGCAACAAGGGCGGCGACAGCAAGCUCGGCAAGGUGCUCGAGAAGGCGGGCGGCCUCCUCAACAGCGACAAGCUCGAGAGCAAGGGGCAGGAGAAGAGGGAGGCCAAGGGUUACGGCAACGAUGACUACUAG